AUGGCGCACCUCUCAAAUGUGUUGUUCGCUCUUCUGAUUGUUGUAAUCGGUGCCAGAUAUGAAGACAGGUAUGACCGAUCAAAAAUGCCAUGGGAUCUGCGCCCUGUGCAGAAUUACAUCGGACUUUGGUCACUGCAAUCAACUACUGGCAGAUCAAGAGAUCUGCCACCGCCUGAUCAGAUUGACUUCGCUAUAAAUCCAGUACCAAAGUUUGGCGCCAGAGCCAUCAAUAUUACGUAA
This is a messenger RNA of Necator americanus (New World hookworm), 240 nucleotides long. RefSeq lists its product as uncharacterized. The transcript is spliced from 3 exons. Bases 1 to 240 code for a protein of 79 amino acids. The record is from RefSeq and is a predicted model, not a curated record. Lineage: Eukaryota; Metazoa; Nematoda; Chromadorea; Rhabditida; Ancylostomatidae.